AUGCCAUUUAAGAGCAGAGGAGGAGGUAUUGGGGAUCACUAUUUUUCUCCAAGAAAUGUCCUUUCGAGAAACUUGACAUUGUUCUUGUGCCUCGCGAGCUUCUGCCUUGGAAUGUUCUUCACUAACAGGAUAUGGACAAUGCCUAAAGCUAGAGAUGUUACCAAGAAUCUCCAAGCUCGAGAACUCGCAACUAAAUCUAAUAUCCGGACCUUGGAUAAAUCUAUUUCAAGCUUAGAGAUGGAGUUAGUUGCAGCUAGAUCAGAGCGCGAGUCUUUGUUAGGAAAGUUUAACAUUACGAAACAGACUCAGAAAAGAAAAUACUUUAUGGUUAUUGGGAUCAACACUGCCUUUAGUAGCCGUAAGAGACGAGACUCGGUUCGCGCAACAUGGAUGCCACAAGGAGAAAAGCUUAAAAGGCUCGAGGAAGAGAAAGGCAUCAUCGUACGCUUUGUUAUAGGUCACAGUACGUUGUUUGCUGGGAUUCUUGACAAAUCUAUUGAAGCUGAGGAGAAAACUUAUGGGGAUUUCUUGAGACUGGUGACAACACUCGGGAUGACUUUAGAAGAACAUCGCAACAAACCUAGGGUUUAUGUAGGAUGUAUGAAAUCCGGACCAGUCCUAGCCAGAAAAAACGUGAAGUACCAUGAACCGGAGUAUUGGAAGUUUGGGGAGGCUGGGAACAGUUAUUUCCGACAUGCAACGGGACAAUUAUACGCCAUUUCUAAAGAUCUAGCGACUUACAUAUUGAUAAAUCAGAACUUGCUGCACAAGUAUGCGAAUGAAGAUGUUUCAUUGGGUUCAUGGUUCAUAGGUUUAGACGUAGAACAUGUCAAUGACAAAAUACUCUGUUGCGGAACUUCUGAUUGUCAGUUGAAUGCACCGACGGGAAAUGUAUGUGCGGCGUCGUUUGACUGGCAAUGCAGCGGAAUUUGCCGACCGGUCGAGAGAAUGGUCGAAGUUCACCGACGCUGCGGUGAACGCCGAGAUGCGUUAUGGAGUCCCGAUUUCUUGAAAGUAUAGCAAACAGUUUUGUUUCCAUAGGGUGUUGUUGAAUGUAACAGUUUUGUUUCUAACUUGAGAAUGCUUUUUUUAUUUCUACAUUUGAUAUUAUAUUUGAUUGUUUUUAAAAUAACUAGGAAUAUGACUCUGUUUUGCGGGGUUAAUCUGUGAUAUAUUAAAGCUUUUUAUUUUAAUUAACAAAUUUUUGAUUUUUGAAGUUAAGUUUGAGACA
This is a messenger RNA of Thlaspi arvense, 1231 nucleotides long. NCBI's taxonomy places the organism in Eukaryota, Viridiplantae, Streptophyta, Magnoliopsida, Brassicales, Brassicaceae. The record is from the annotation of a GenBank genome assembly.